Molecule: messenger RNA, 603 nt
Organism: Pristis pectinata (smalltooth sawfish)
Lineage: Eukaryota; Metazoa; Chordata; Chondrichthyes; Rhinopristiformes; Pristidae
Exons: 3
Coding region: 46-603 (185 amino acids)
Source: RefSeq, a predicted model, not a curated record
UGGAGAGAGCGAGAGCGACCAGCCUGCUAGUUUCUCUAUUGAUGGAUGAGAAACAAUGACUGUGUCUGUCACUGCAAUCCACAUAUGGAAAUUGAUGAACAUGAGAAGGAGUAUAUACACUGGAAGAAAAAUAAAGCAAAGGAGUUGAAAUCACCAAGGAUGAGAAGCCGCUCAAUGUCGAGGCUGAAGGAAGAGAGCAAAGAAGAAAUCUCGCUAAGAAAAGUGGAGAGACACUUUGGUGGACGAGUCUCCCGAUCGACCUAUCUGUCGUCUCGACGCCGCGCAGACGCGUCAGUUUCCGUGUUGUGCAGCGGUCUGAGUGUCCCAAGCAGGGCGAACCAGGACAGUGAGAACAACCAGGACAGUGAGAACAACCAGGACAGUGAGAACAACCAGGACAGUGAGAACAACCAGGACAGUGAGAACAACCAGGACAGUGAGAACAACCAGGACAGUGAGAACAACCAGGACAGUGAGAACAACCAGGACAGUGAGAACAACCAGGACAGUGAGAACAACCAGCUCAGGUCAGCUAUCCUCAAUCUUGUGUUUGGUUCGGUUUUAAAGAUCGAUUCUUGGAUUAUUUCCAGGCUUAUUGUUUAA